Molecule: messenger RNA, 3141 nt
Organism: Misgurnus anguillicaudatus (oriental weatherfish)
Lineage: Eukaryota; Metazoa; Chordata; Actinopteri; Cypriniformes; Cobitidae
Product: NXPE family member 3-like
Source: RefSeq, a predicted model, not a curated record
UGUGUCUUCAACAAGUCUUUUCCCAUCGUGUUUUUCAUCUACGCAGUCGGUGGAGAGCAACUGCGCCCGACUGCAGAAUCCGAUGAUCCCGCCUUGCCAUUGCGAGAGUUUUUUAGCACACGUCAGUGUGACAUUAGAGCAAGGCGGAACGCCCUCGGACACUUUUCUUACCGGCAUGCAACUCGCGGCGAUCACUCGAUUCUGCACAAAAUUUGCUCAUCUCAAACAAGCCUAUCUGCCUCGUGCUCUCCUGUCCUAUAGCCCCAACCUUGUGUUCCUGUUAAUUAUUUAUUAUUAGUAUAUACCCUUCACCUGUGUGUCCUCGUUUACUAGUUUAGUUCUUCCCCAUUUUAACCAUUGUGUUUGAUGUUUUGUGUCGGAUCAUUGUAUGUGUCACGUUUGACACUGUCAUAGGUCUUGUCUUGUUUUGCCCUGUCUUGUUUUAAGUAAUUAUUUAUAUCCUUGCCUUUUUAACCCCUCGAGGGUGUUUCUGUUAUAUAAUAAAAGUCUUUUUGGUUGAGAGCUGUCUGCACUUGGAUUCUUCAUACUCAUGACACACAUGGCUUCAGGUAACAGAAUGAACAUUGAAACACACGGACUAUACAUUCACAGGGAGAGACCAUGUUUAAAGAUGUUGUUUACUAGCCUGUGCCUUGGAAUUACAGGAUUUCUGGUUUUAUGGACUUAUGCGGCAAAUAAAGAAGAUAAUCAUCCUCCAAUCAGCUUUUUGUCACAACACUUUGCAAAACUUUACAACUCCAGAAACUUCUCCACCUCUCCUGCAGAUGUUCAGCUAGAAAUGAGUUCAGAAGACUCAGGGUCAAGUUCAAGUUCAUUUUACUCUGAAUUUGGAAUCAGUUUAGAAAGUUACUUCAGUUUACAGCAGACUCUUUACUGGGCUGGACCAGACAGAUCAAUCACAAAUGUGUCUAUGAGUACAAGUCCAGAUCACUCCACUUUCAUCAUUCAGAACCUGAAAGACAGCUACCAAAUAGGGGAGGAGCUUUUUGUUACUAUCCAUGCCAGAGACUUUAACAAUAGAUCUAAACUUUAUGGAGGGGAUUUCUUUCAAGCAAAGCUUUUCUCAUCUAAAGGUCCCAAUAAGGCCAGUGUGUUUGGGGAGGUGGUGGAUUUGCUCAACGGCUCCUACUCUGUGCGUUUUCUUCUGCCGUGGGUUGGAGAGGCACAGGUGGCUGUGCGUCUGAUCCACUCCAGUGAAGCUGUGCAGGUCCUCAAGCAUCACAGAGACACUGACUCUGACAGAGUUUUCUUUAAUGGAUAUUUUGAAGGACCAGGACCAAAAGGGACCAGGCUGACAGAAAUAGUGAAGUGUAAUGUGAAGUGGGACAAGAAUGGACUGGAGAGGAUGGGGACCGGAGAUUGCUGCUGUGAUUACAAAGAUUCUCGCACUGGAGAAGAAUGGCGCUGUCAAAGACCCAAAUCACUGCCAUGCAGUGCUCGCGUGUAUCACUCUAUGGGCGGGUAUAACAAACGUGUGACUACCAAAGAAGCAAUGUUUAUGAGGCAAACCAACAAAGGUAUCAAUGGACAAAGAACACCAAUCAAGAUUCUUUCUUACAAUAAAACAGUGGGAAUUGAUGUAACACACAAAUGUCGUCCUGGUUUGCACUCACCAGUUCCAGCUGGGUUUUACCUGAAUGAUGUCUGGACGUCCUUUGUGUGUAGCACCCUUCAUUUUACUACCCAAACAACAACACAGUGCCUGAAAGACAAACACAUCUACAUGAUGGGAGACUCGACCAUGAGACAGUGGUAUGAGUUCUUGCUGAAAGCAGUACCAACUUUGAAGCAGAUGAACCUGCAUGUUGAAUAUCAGGCAGGUCCUCUUCUAGCAGUGGAUGUAAAGAACAACAUUGACUUACACUGGAGGUCUCACGGUCUUCCUCUACGCUGUCGGAAAACGGAAGUUUCUAAUCUGCACUACGUCAGUAAUGAGAUUGAUGAUCUCACUGGAGGACCUCACACAGUUAUUGUUUUUAAUCUGGGACCACACUUCACAACAUAUCCUCUGGAUUUCUUCACCCACAGAGUGUUGAGGAUCCGCAAAGCUGUGCUAGAUUUAUUACUGCGGGCACCAGACACUACCGUUAUAAUCAAGACCGUAAACACCGGCUAUAAGGAUGUGUUUGGCAGUGACUGGUAUUCUUUGCAGUUGGACAGAAUCCUACGGUGGGCUUUUCAGGAUGUUGGUGUUUAUAUUUUGGAUGUUUGGCAAAUGACAGCCUGUCACUACAACAAAGAGAACAUUCAUCCAGGUCCUGUCAUUAUCAAAAAUGAAAUGGACAUAUUUUUGUCUUUUAUUUGCCCUGAAUGAUUUUAUCAGAAGCAAUCAGGAGGUAAAACCAAGUGUCUUUUUAAUUUUAGUUUAUUCAUUUUUAUAUUGAUUGCGUAAAACAUGGUAAAACACUAAGUUUUUAGUAGCAGAAACUGCUAUGCGUGGCAGAUAAAUUACGAACUGUCCAAGAAAAUCUGGCACAAGGAACUGAAAAGUUGCACUUACAUUGUACCUACAUUGCUCAUUGCUGUUGCUUUGCAGGUUAAUUUAUAUAACCUAACUAUGUACAUCACAUAACAACACUUAAUGCACUUUAAAAAAAAUGCAUUUUUGUCAAAUCAACAUCUACACUGUAAAAAAUUUGCUGUAAUUAUGCAGCUGGUUGCCAGUAACUUACUGUAGAAGAUAAAGACUGAAAAUGUUUUAUGUUCAUCUAACUUUAAACAAACUGCAGUAAAUAACAUAUAUGUAAAAUCUACAGUAAGUUACUGGCAGCUAGUUGCCAGUAAUACCCAGUAAUACUGUAAUUUCUACAGAAAUUGUUUACAGUGUAUUUUUUAUGUUACUUAACAAAUGAAAUGAAAAAUUUUCAACUUGUUUUAAUAAGUUUAACAUCUUUCAUCUUUUUUAUGUAGCCAUGAUUUUUACUUCUCAAAGCAGGGUUAGAUAGAGCUUUCUUUUAUGUGCUGUUAAUUAUUGUCAUCACAUAAUGAUUGACAGGAGGAGGGAGUGCCAAUACAGGUAGAACAAUAAUUUCCUCUGCAGAUUAGAAACAUGUACUCGCAUGUGCCCAGUUGCUUUACAUUUAAAGCAUGUUUGAAAUGCAUGAUGUUGAAUGUUCUGAU